AUGAAGGAAAACGUAUUAAUUAAUGAAAAUGUAAAGGCACAUGAAGAGAAAGGAAAUUUGAACGAUGAUAAAAGAGACGAACAUAUGAUAUCUUUAAGAGGAUUAAAUAUUUAUUACAAAGAUAAAUUAGAAAAUUUAAAUACUGUUAAAAAUAUUGAUAAUAAUAAGAAAUUUAUAAAAUUAGUUCUAGAAGAUGUCGAUUUAAAACCUGAAGAAAUUAUGAAACACAUUCUACAUCUCUUAAAAGAAAAAACAUGUUUACAUACUAUAUUAGAAAUUAAUAAACAAAAAUAUAAAAUAAAAUAUAAAGAAAUAAUACCAGAUGAUCAUAUUUUAUUUACUCAAAAUAUUCAAAAUAUUACUAAUUGUAAAUAUGCAUUGUUAGGUAUUUUAAAGGUUUCGAAAUACACAAAAAAAAAUACAUUCAAUGAAAAACUACUCCAGUCAUGGCAAGACGUGCCAAUGGAUUUUUAA
Molecule: messenger RNA, 474 nt
Organism: Plasmodium reichenowi
Lineage: Eukaryota; Apicomplexa; Aconoidasida; Haemosporida; Plasmodiidae
Exons: 1
Coding region: 1-474 (157 amino acids)
Source: RefSeq, a predicted model, not a curated record